UCAAACGGUGCUUUACCCCUUCCCAAAAUCCCCCUCCCCCCGUCCUCCCACUUGGAGCGGCCGUCUUCUUAUUGGAGACCACCACCACCACCGAUAUAUACGAAUCCCCGGAGCCCUAGAAUAGUUUCCAUCGGGAGGGAGAGGGGGGGAGAGGGAGGGAGAGAGGGAGGCGUGGAGCUUGCGAGCUCCUCUAGUAAUGGCGGAUGAGGCGCCAAGGAAGGGCAAGAAGGAGACCGCCCCAGGGGCCCUCCUCCUAGGCCGCUACGAGGUGGGUAAGCUCCUCGGCCAUGGCACGUUCGCCAAGGUCUACCACGCCCGCAAUGUCAACACCGGUGAGUGCGUGGCCAUCAAGGCCCUCGACAAGGAAACGAUUCUCAAGGGCGGCCUUGUCGCCCACAUCAAGCGCGAGAUCGCCAUCCUCCGCCGCGUCCGCCAUCCCUACAUCGUCCAGCUCUUCGAGGUCAUGGCCACCAAGACCAAGAUUUACUUCGUCAUGGAGUACGUCCGCGGCGGCGAGCUUUUCUCCAAGGUUGCCAAGGGACGCCUCAAGGAGGACAUCGCUCGCCGCUACUUCCAGCAGCUCGUCUCCGCCGUCGGCUUCUGCCACGCCCGCGGCGUCUUCCACCGCGAUCUCAAGCCCGAGAACCUCCUCGUCGACGACAACGGCGACCUCAAGGUCUCCGACUUUGGUCUCUCUGCCGUAUCCGACCAGAUCCACCAAGACGGCCUCUUCCACACCUUCUGCGGCACCCCGGCCUACGUCGCCCCUGAGAUCCUCGCCCGCAAGGGCUACGACGGCGCCAAGGCCGACAUCUGGUCGUGUGGCGUCAUCCUCUUCAUCCUCAUGGCCGGAUAUCUCCCCUUCCAUGACCAGAACAUCAUGGCCAUGUACCGGAAAAUCUACAAAGGAGAGUUUCGGUGCCCGCGGUGGUUCUCGCCCGACCUCACCCGCCUCCUCACCCACCUGCUCGACACAAAUCCCCAGACGAGAUUCACCAUCCCCCAGAUCAUGGACAACCGGUGGUUCAAGAAGGGUUUCCGCCACAUCCGGUUCUACAUCGAGGAUGACCAAUUGCAUAGCCUGGAAGACUUUGACGGCGGUGGUGGCAGCGCCUCGCUGCAGGACCAGCAGGAGAAUCCGGAGGAAGCCGAGGCCUCCGAGUCCGGGUCGGAGUCCGACUCCUCCGUUGCAUCCUGCCCUGCGACCCUUUCUGAAGAGCGCCGGAAGGCAGGGCUCCCGCGGCCGGCCAGCUUGAAUGCGUUCGAUAUAAUCUCGUUCUCAAGGGGUUUCAAUCUGUCCGGGCUGUUUGAGGAGAGAGGGGAGGAGUCCAGGUUUAUCUCGGGGGAGCCCGUGUCGAAAAUUAUAUCCAAAAUGGAGGAGAUUGCGAACUUGGUGAGCUUCACGGUGAGGAAGAGGGAUUACCGGGUCAGCUUGGAAGGGACGAGGGAGGGAGAGAAGGGGCCGUUGACGAUAGCUGCAGAGAUUUUUGAGCUCACCCCAUCGCUUGUGGUGGUCGAGGUGAAGAAGAAGGCAGGGGAUAAAGAUGAGUACGAGGAGUUUUGGAACAAGGAGCUGAAGCCAGGGUUGCAGAAUCUCAUGUACAGGUCGCAUUCCAUGGCCAAUAUUGCUUCUGAUACCGAGUAGAAAGAUAACAAGAAGCACAAUUUGAUGGCACAUUGAGCCUUCUCAUUAGGUGACGAGGUUCUUAUGUUACAAAGGUAUGGUUAUUCUUUGAGAAAAAUCUGUUGAGAACAACGCUGUCUGGUUUAACGUAAACUUUGGCAGCUUCCUUAACAUGAACAUGAAAUCUCUUUGGACUUUUUAGCAUUAUGGAUGAUAAUCAAAACAUCUUAUUCCAUCUUAUCCUAGUAGCUUGAAUUGAGAAAGAAGACCAGAAUGAUUGACAUGAGCUU
This is a messenger RNA of Phoenix dactylifera (date palm), 1914 nucleotides long. RefSeq names its product CBL-interacting protein kinase 19-like. The record is from RefSeq and is a predicted model, not a curated record. Gene Ontology annotation, molecular function: ATP binding; protein serine/threonine kinase activity. Gene Ontology annotation, biological process: protein phosphorylation; signal transduction. Lineage: Eukaryota; Viridiplantae; Streptophyta; Magnoliopsida; Arecales; Arecaceae.